Loxodonta africana (African savanna elephant) is the source of this 1741-nucleotide messenger RNA. It is a transcript of the gene PRAF2, whose product is annotated as PRA1 domain family member 2. The transcript has 3 exons. NCBI's taxonomy places the organism in Eukaryota, Metazoa, Chordata, Mammalia, Proboscidea, Elephantidae. Gene Ontology annotation, cellular component: membrane. The coding region runs from base 362 to 898 and encodes 178 amino acids. The record is from RefSeq and is a predicted model, not a curated record.
GUUCCUUCUGGCAGUGCCGGCAGUAUUGUCUCUCUGCAUGUCCUUCCACUUUCUGGCUACCAUGUGUUUAAGCCGCCGGCACCUCCUGGAGCAGUUCCCAGUGGAGCCCCCCGCCGAGGACUGGGUAGAGACUUAAAGAGAUGAAAUCUUCUCGCCUUUUGCUGGAGGCUUGAUUUCCCGGCGGCCUCUGCUGCCUUACUGCUCUGCGUGUUAUUUGCGUUUCCGGUCACGUGCGUUGCUUUUUCUGCGCAGCCGCCAGGCCAAGAGUCCGUCUCCCAGUGUCCCUCACGGUGGCGCGGGGUGUUCUGGGUGUUGUAGUUCGAACGCCCGUCUGGCUGAUCCAGCAACAGCGAGCUGCAGGAUGUCGGAGGUGCGGCUGCCGCCACUGCGCGCCCUAGACGACUUCAUUCUGGGCUCCGCGCGUCUAGCAGCCCCUGAUCCAGGCGACCCACAGCGAUGGUGCCACCGCGUCAUCAACAACCUCCUCUAUUACCAAACUAACUACUUAAUCUUCUUGGGCUUUGGUCUUGCUCUGGCCGGGUACAUGAGCCCACUGCACACGCUCCUAAGCACACUGGUAGUAGCAGUGGCUCUGGGCGUGCUCGUGUGGGCGGCUGAAGCCUGCGCGGCCGUGCGCCGUUGCCGCCGCAGCCACCCUGCCGCCUGCCUGGCCGCAGUGCUUGCCGUCGGGCUCCUGGUUCUCUGGGCUGUCGGAGGCGCUUGCACCUUCUUGCUCAGCAUCGCUGGGCCAGUGCUUCUGAUUCUGGUGCACGCCUCACUGCGCCUGCGCAACCUCAAGAACAAGCUUGAGAACAACAUGGAGAGCAUUGGUCUCAAGCGGACGCCAAUGGGGCUGCUACUAGAGGCGCUGGGACAAGAGCAGGAGGCUGGAUCCUAGGGGUCUCGGAUCUGUACCUCAGACCUGGAGGAUACCACACACACCCUGACCAGAACCAGGGACCCAGAGCCCUUUUCCAGCCCUUAACAUAGGAACCCUUGCCCAGUCCAGAGAGCAGGACAUCACCAUCGCCAUACCCCUGGGUCCAAAACUGGGAUAGCCCCCCACACCCAGCCACUAGGGACCAGAAUCUUCUCCCGCCCUGAACCUGGGACCAGGGCAGAGCCACCAAAACUGGGGCUUAAGAGACCAGAGUAUCCACAGUCAACCUCAAACUCAGGACCCAGGGGCACUCCCCCAAUCCAAAUCUGAAACCUGCCCUUCUCCCAUUCUCAGCCCCAAAGCUGGCAUCUGGGUCUAAAGAAUUAUCAAAUCUUAAACCUAGGGCCAAGGCUUUUCCAGCCCCUACCUCAGUUCUGGACUCAGGUCAAGUCAUUGCCAAAUCUUGAGCCCAAGACCCAGGUGUUCUCAGCCCCCAUCUGGGUACAGGGCUCAGGCAUCCUAACUCUGUUGAACCCUUGGUCCCAGGUGACCCCAACCUUCACCAAGGAUCAAGGGGUGGGAUGGCGGUAGGCCCCUACCGGGAACAGGGCAUAUUUAUCAGUGUUGCUGCAACAAUAAAGGCUGUUGCAUCUCUCAAGCCAAUUUCAGCCUCCUGGGUAGAGUCCUUGGGCAUUUCAGUAGGUAGAGGUGGCCUGCUUUUUAAUCCUACUAAAAACUCUUCCUAACAGGGUCUCAGUUUCUCUAUCAAAUAUGUGGAUUGAAGGGAUGAUUUCUGAGGCCCUUCCUCAAACCUGUUAUCUUUGGAGAGGCAUUAAAGCAUGAAGUAGUUAAGGCAUGAAA